UUAGCCCUUAUACUCAGACUUCGGCGCCUCAAAAAGAUCGUGCACAGGGGGUUCUCCCAUAUUACUUCAAUAGUAAAGGAAACGAAUCUUGGAUUUUUAUUGACAGAUUUAAAGCAGAGAAUUUUGAAUCCUGAGGAUAUUGAGUCCCCAUUUACGUUUGGAUUUAUUAUUUCCGAUAGCUGCGUAUAUUAAAAUUAUACGGUAAUAAAAGAAUUAAAAAAAACUAUCGGAAUGAAGUUGACGGGGAUAUUUUUGCUGUUGAUGCUGUGGCACGCCGAUGGAGCCAGGGUGGCAGAGAGCCGAGACGACAACAGUGUGUACGACCUAUUUGAGCUAGUGCAAGUUAAUAAGAAGAGCCAUGGCGUGAGUCUGGUGAAAGGAGAAGACCCGUACAGUCCCGCUUACAAAAUCCUGAACCCGGACCUUAUUCCCCCAGUCCCCGAGACCCCCUUCAGGGACCUCAUUGAUUCCAUCCAUUCAGAGCGCGGAUUUCUUCUCUUGGCCAACUUCAAGCAGUUCAAGCGGACCAGAGGCAGUAUCUUGACUAUUGAGAAGCAGGACGGGUCCGGACCCAUAUUCGAAAUAGUAUCAAACGGCAAGGCGAACACUCUGGACGUGGUAUACUCCACAGAGAAUAAGCAACAGGUGGUAUCCAUCGAGGAAGCGGACUUAGCAACCGGGCACUGGAAGAACAUCACGCUGUUCGUGCAGGAGGAACGAGCUCAGCUGUACGUGGGAUGUGAAGAAAUAAACACAGCCGAGAUGGACCUGCCCAUCAACAGAAUCUUGACCCAGGAGGUUCCGGGCACUGCACGUCUGCGGAUUGGCAAGGGAGCGGUCAAAGACAGAUUUAUGGGGGUACUUCAAAAUGUGCGCUUUGUUUUUGGAACUACUUUGGACGCGAUUUUACGGAACAAAGGAUGCCAAAGCUCCACUUUGACAGAUACCAUCAUCUUGGAUAUCCCAGUCAAUGGGUCCAGCCCAGCCAUCAGGACUGAUUACAUUGGUCAUAAAACCAAAGAUCUGAUGACGGUUUGCGGGUUUACCUGCGAAGAUCUGGCCAGUAUGUUUAAGGAACUCAAGGGGCUUGGCGUGAUCGUGAAACAGCUGUCCAACGAGCUCCGAAAAGUGACUGAAGACAACAACCUGAUCAGGGACCAGAUCGGAAUCCGCACUGGCGUGUGCCUGCACAACGGCAUCGUACACCAGAACAAGGACGAGUGGACGGUGGACGACUGCACCGAGUGCACAUGCCAGAACUCCGCCACCGUGUGUCGCAAGAUCUCCUGCCCUCUGAUCCCCUGUGCCAACGCCACCGUGACCGACGGCGAGUGCUGCCCGCGAUGCGGAGCCUUGAGCGACUACGCGGAGGACGGCUGGUCCCCGUGGUCUGAGUGGACCCCCUGCUCCGUGACCUGCGGUCGAGGUGUCCAACAGCGCGGUCGAUCCUGCGACCGCAUCAACAACAACUGCGAGGGGACGUCUGUGCAGACGCGCGACUGCUACCUGCAGGAAUGUGACAAGCGCUUCAAACAGGAUGGUGGGUGGAGCCACUGGUCUCCCUGGUCCUCCUGCUCGGUCACCUGCGGCGCUGGCGUCAUCACCAGGAUCCGCCUCUGCAACUCGCCCACGCCCCAGAUGGGCGGAAAGAACUGCCAGGGCGAAGGCCGACAAACCGAGAAGUGCCAAAAAUCGCCCUGCCCCAUCAACGGCAACUGGGGACCCUGGUCUCCGUGGGACACCUGUACUGUCACCUGCGGGGGUGGGGUGCAGGCUCGCAAGCGGCUCUGUAAUGACCCCCCUCCCAAAUACGGCGGCAAAGACUGCGUGGGCAAUGCCAAAGCCACCCAGCUGUGCAACAAGAAGGAUUGUCCUGUUGAUGGCUGUCUGUCUAACCCCUGCUUCCCUGGAGCCAAGUGCACCAGCUUCCCCAAUGGGUCCUGGAAGUGCGGAGCCUGUCCUACGGGCUACAAGGGCAAUGGCAUCAAGUGCAAGGACAUUGAUGAGUGUAAAGAGGUUCCAGAUGCGUGCUUCAUAUUUAACGGGGUCCACCGAUGCGAAAACACAGAUCCUGGAUACAACUGCCUGCCCUGCCCCCCACGUUACUCUGGACCCCAACCCUUCGGCAAGGGGGUUGAGGAGGCCACUGCCAAUAAGCAGGUCUGCACACCGCGGAACCCGUGCGUGGAUGGAAGUCACGACUGCAACAAGAACGCCCGCUGCAACUACCUGGGCCACUUUGCAGACCCCAUGUUCCGGUGUGAGUGCAAACCAGGCUACGCCGGGAACGGGCACAUCUGCGGCGAGGACACCGACCUGGACGGCUGGCCCAACGCCGAUCUGGUGUGCGUGGAGAACGCCACCUACCAUUGCAAGAAGGACAACUGCCCCAACCUGCCCAACUCCGGCCAGGAAGACUACGACAAGGACGGGAUCGGUGAUGCCUGCGAUGACGACGAUGACAACGACGGAAUCCCCGACGACAGGGACAACUGCCAGUUCAUCUUCAACCCCAGACAGUACGACUAUGACCGCGACGACGUUGGCGAUCGCUGUGACAAUUGCCCGUAUAACAGCAACCCUGACCAGACCGACACCGAUCACAAUGGCGAAGGCGACGCUUGUGCCGUGGACAUCGAUGGAGAUGGCAUUCUGAACGAGAAAGAUAAUUGCCCCUAUGUCUACAAUGUGGACCAAAGAGACACAGAUCUGGAUGGUGUUGGGGACCAGUGUGACAACUGCCCCCUUGAGCACAAUCCUGACCAGCUGGACUCUGACUCUGAUCGUGUGGGAGACAAGUGUGACAGUAACCAGGACAUCGAUGAGGACGGCCACCAGAACAACUUGGACAACUGCCCUUACAUCCCUAAUGCCAACCAAGCCGACCAUGACAAGGACGGCAAGGGAGACGCCUGUGACCACGACGAUGACAACGAUGGAAUCCCUGACGACAAAGACAACUGCAGGCUGGCCUUCAACCCAGACCAGCUGGACUCUGAUGGUGAUGGGCGUGGUGAUGCUUGCAAGGACGACUUUGACCAGGACAACGUUCCCGACAUCUACGAUGUGUGCCCUGAGAACUUUGACAUCAGCGAGACGGACUUCCGCAAGUUCCAGAUGGUGCCGCUCGACCCCAAGGGCACAUCCCAGAUCGACCCCAACUGGGUGGUACGGCACCAGGGCAAAGAGCUGGUGCAGACCGUCAACUGUGACCCUGGCAUCGCUGUUGGUUUUGAUGAGUUCAAUUCGGUAGACUUCAGUGGAACGUUCUUCAUAAACACGGACCGAGACGAUGACUAUGCAGGCUUUGUAUUCGGGUACCAGUCCAGUGCUCGUUUUUAUGUGGUGAUGUGGAAGCAGAUCACUCAGACGUACUGGUCCAACACACCCACCCGGGCCCAGGGAUACUCUGGGCUGUCCAUCAAGGUGGUCAACUCAACCACAGGCCCUGGGGAGCACCUGAGGAAUGCGCUUUGGCACACCGGCAACACCCCAGGACAGGUUCGCACACUGUGGCACGACCCCAAGAACGUGGGCUGGAAGGACUUCACUGCCUACAGGUGGCACCUGAUUCACAGGCCCAGGACCGGACACAUCAGAGUGGUAAUGUACGAGGGCAAAAAGAUCAUGGCGGAUUCCGGAAGCAUCUAUGACAAGACGUACGCGGGUGGAAGGCUAGGCCUCUUCGUCUUUUCCCAGGAGAUGGUGUACUUCUCAGACCUCAAAUAUGAAUGCAGAGAUGUAUAACUGCACAAAUGAGAAGCUCUUUGAAGAAAGCACAUUUCUGUAUUAAUAUGAGUAUGUAUUUUAAAAAUCCCAGGGACUCUAGCUCUGUUCCUCUCUUCCCUCUGACGUGCACAUCAGUGGAACAGGGUGCGAUCAGCUUCCAGGUAAAUUCAUGUCGUUUCCAGACAGAAACCAGUUGGCUGACAGUUCAAGAUAAGGUUCGCCAUUAACCCCAGAUAAAAGAGGAUUUGCUUUUGCUUUGCUCAAGUGAUAGAUCGACCUCUGCAUGGGAUGGUCUCCCAGCAAAACCCUCUGCACUUCAAAAGCCUUAAGAUAAUCUGCCUUACUGGAGGUACUAAGGAAAGACUGACUAUCUUCUUCAUCAAAUCUGCUGUGAACUCAAAUUCAGAACCAAUUUAAAAUAAUGACUCUUCAAUAAUUUACUUCAAGGAUGAAGAAUGCUUUUCUCUUUGAUUUCAGAGCAAUGUUUCACACCGUUGGAAAGUGAUUGUUAAUGGACAUAUCAUGGUGUAUUUACUAUGGAGACGUGUGUCUAUUGUGCGUGGCUGCAUGUGUGUUUGUGUGUUGAGGUUGCUACCUUUCAUUCGUAAAAAAGAGAACUUUUUAUUAAAACAGUGUGUAGUUUAAAAAUCCAUUAGCAUUUUACUGAGCUCCACUUGAUGUACUCACUUCCAGAGAAGUUCAUCCAAGAUCACCCUUGGGAAAGUAAAAUAGGAGCUAGAAAUUUAACCCAGUGUAUUUAGUUGAAAAUGGGCAUUGUGAAGCCUCAAACAAGGCCUUGUUUUAGACCAGUGUGGCUUUGGCAGUGUUGCUGAGCUCAGUGAACACUGAAUUCUCAGGGUGAUAUGAGAUAUCCAGAUAAUCAGCCACAGGAGUUGACAAAGUAAGAACCUACAAGCAAUGCGUGGAAGGUAUGGUUAAAAGUGUAUCUAUAUGUGCGGUUGAUUGUCCUUUAUAACAUGUAAUAAGGUUAAUGUGCAAAACUCGACGGUUCUCUCUUCCAGCCCUCAGAGAAAAAAAAAAACAGAACGUCUCACUGUACUUACCCAUUGCAAUUUAAUUUAAUGCCGAAUUUCAUAUCAAUAUGUCCUACCUCUUCAAAAACUGUCCUGGUGUAAGAUAGCUUGGAGUGUCUGGAACAGCAUGGAAUAAUUCAGCCCUUGUGUAAAGAAGCUGGAAGAAGAGAAAACAAUGUUUUUAAAAAAUAAUAAUUUAUUACUUUGUUUAUUUGUCUACGUUGAGAAGGGGAAUGAGGGGGUGUAACAGGUGUCUCAUUUGUCUAGAGAAGACUAGAGUGACAGUUUGAGAGAUUGUAAAUAAGUGUAUUUAUUGCCUUUGUCGUCUGUUGAUAGAGACAACACUAGAAGAGUUUUUCUCUUUCCCUUUCCUGUAUAAAAAAAGAUUCCCCACUGAGAAUAAUGAAAACUGGCAAUAAUUGAGUACUUUGUUCUAUCACCGUCUUCCAAAACUGGGCCAAGUGCUACAAAAACAGCAUGUCUUCAGAACAGUAUGCAUGUGUGUAUGUUCAUAUGUGUUAGGAGAAUACCAUUUUGUAAUAAGAAAAUUUAAAAAAGAAAUACUUUUGAUGUACAAAUAUUACCUCAUUAUUUUUGUAUAAUUUGAAACAAACAAAACAAAGAAAGUACUCAUUUCGAUAUAGCAGCAGAAUAGAAAUUGGUAAAUUUUUAGUUUUAUCACUUUUUUUUAGCAGAUCCUCUAUUUUAAAGCUGUAAAUAUAUUGACAUAUGUUUUGUAGUAGAGAAAUCUCCUAACAGUAUAUAAACUGGAUUGGGAUAAUUUUUAUAAAAAUAUUUUUGUCCUAUGUGUGUCCAGUGCUUUUGUAAUGGAUAAAUUAUUGUUCAGUUUGUCUUAUGCUUUUUGUAAGAGGUUAUUGUCCAUGUAGAUAAAAGAUAUUUAAAUAAUUUAUCAGGAAACAUGACCUGAAGUGGCCAGUGUUUCUGUCUGUAUAAACUUUGCACACUGACGUGAGGAUGUUUUGUUCUUUGUUUGUUUUUUUGUUAGUUUUUUAUUUUAUUUUGCUUUUUUAACAAUUAGUGCUUGUCUGUAAACAUCUGCCCUAGUUUUACCGUACAAAAAAUGUUUUUUAUGCAUACCAGUUAUUUUGUAACAUACAUCUGAACAAUAAACAAAAUUGUAAAGCCUC
Messenger RNA from Anguilla rostrata (American eel), 5911 nucleotides. RefSeq names its product thrombospondin 1b (gene thbs1b). The coding region runs from base 232 to 3747 and encodes 1171 amino acids. Gene Ontology annotation, molecular function: protein binding; calcium ion binding. Gene Ontology annotation, cellular component: extracellular region. Lineage: Eukaryota; Metazoa; Chordata; Actinopteri; Anguilliformes; Anguillidae. The transcript is spliced from 23 exons. The record is from RefSeq and is a predicted model, not a curated record. Gene Ontology annotation, biological process: cell adhesion; negative regulation of angiogenesis.